UUCCCAAGGCAACAUUUACAAUUUAGCAAUCAUGGCGGAAGGUGGGCGAUCGAUCCUCGAUGAACAGAAGACGGAGAUAAAGGAUCUGCUUAAAACCUCCCUACGUUCAGGGGAUACAUGGUAUUUAGUGUACUCCAAAUGGUUCAAACAAUGGAAGAAAUAUGUUGGAUAUGACAGUUGGGACAUGUACAAUGUGGGCAUGGAAACUGCUUUCCCUGGCCCAGUGGAUAACUCUCCGCUUAUCUGUUCAGAUGGUACAUUACAAGGAAAAUUAAUUGAUGAUCUGGAUUAUGUAUUGCUGCCAACCAAAGCAUGGGAGAAACUGGUGUUCUGGUAUGGCAUUAUGGAAGGCCAGAAACCUAUUGCCCGUAAAGUUGUUGAGUAUGGUACGUUUGUAAAGCAUUGCAAGGUGGAAGUUUACCUGAUGGAGUUGAAGCUUUGCAGUAACAGCAAUCCAGUAAAUUGUGUUAGCAAGAAGUUUAGCAAAGCAGAUACAAUAGGAACUAUUGAGAAUGUAAUGAGAGAAGUUUUCAAUAUACCAAACAAGACUGAGAUUACAAUAUGGUGUAAGUACAUGAGCAAUACAUAUGAGCAGCUUGCAAAGAAAGACAACACAGUCCAAGAUGCUGGUCUACAUCAAGGACAGGUUUUAGUUGUGGACCAAAAACAUGAUGAUGGGCCGUGGCCAUGUAGAAUGACAAUUUCUCCAUCUAGCAGGAAGAGCCAAUCAAGUGCUAACAGUCAUGGUAGUUCAAGCUCUAGGUCAAUCCAGAGUAUGUGUACCACUGCAUCUAAAUGUGUUUCUAAAGAGAUCAUUGCUGGUAUUGAGGCUACAGCGCUCCAAUGUCCUUUAUGUUUGGACCGCUUUACAAACCCAAAGUUACUCCCAUGUGUCCAUUCAUUUUGUCUUGUGUGCGUUGAAAAAUGGGUGAAAGAAAGCAAAGGCAGACUCAGCUGUCCGACAUGUCGUAAAGUCUGCAAAAUUCCGAAAGAGGGACUUAAAAAACUUCCGAACAAUAUUUUUAUCAUUGGAUUGUUAGAUUAUGUGACUGCAUUGGAACAGAAAUCGGUUCCAAAAUGCGCUUGUCAAAAGGCGGCCAGUUAUUUCUGUCAAGAGUGUGAAGAAUUGUACUGUACAGAAUGUAAAGAUUCUCACAGAAUAAUAAAAACAGCACGAGAUCAUACCAUACUAAGCCUGGAAGAAUACAAAUCCAUCGAUCCUGUUGAAAAAUUUGCAUCAAAACCUAUAAAUUGCCCAAAACAUACAAUGCCGUUUCAUUUCUUCUGCGACACAUGCAAGAAACCGGUUUGUGUGGGAUGUACACAGCUUGAACAUCCUAGAAGCAACGACCAUAACAUCAUCGAUACAAAGGACGCAUUCCAAACCAUCUCAACUGUUGCUUCUCAACUUGUUGCAGCAUCAGAUGAAAAAUUACUCUCUCUUCGUGCUUCUAUCAAAAAACUUAAAAAGUCUGAGUCUCUUCUGAAUUCAAAUUACACUAAGUGUAAAACAGAUAUAAGAAGACAAAGAGAUGAGCUCUGUCAAUUGAUAGAUCUCCGUAUGGAUGACCAACUGCAGAAUCUUGAAUCAUGUUAUAAACAAAAGCUGAAGGUAAAUGGAACUCAGAUCAAUGAGGUAGAAUUGGCCAUCGCUAAAUUAUCUAGCAUGCGUGAAAUUUCACACAACUUGGUUAAGAGUCCCAACCAGGUUAUGGCACUGAUGUCAAUUUCCGACGCUUGUGGAAGACUGCAGGAAGUUCUGGAUGAGGAAGUUAGUACCAAACCUCAAGAAUCAAGCAAUAUGAGGUAUUAUCCAAACAGUACAUUACUUAAAGAACCCUUAGGUGAACUAUGUGCGCAUGAAAGAAAUGCUUCAUCUGAUUAAGCUACCAUGUCUAAAAAAAAAAUGAGGAUGAGAGGAAGAAGUUCACAGAAAUUGUAUAACUUGAAAUGAAUGUAAAUGUAAAUAGAACUGAUAGUGGACAGAACAACAGUGUUCGGGUUUUGGUAGACUUCAGGUGCAAAUUGAGGUGCCGCAUACAGUAACUGAUAGAUUCAACUGGUUGUACAGCUAAAAGAACUUAAAGAUUGGUUUCCAAACCCUCUUAUAUCAUGUAUAAAUGUUCUCACAUGGAAUAAUAACUGAAAUGUGUAUAAAUCCAAUACACAUAAAAUAAAAGGUUUGGGGUCUACCACAAUGAUUAGUGUUCAAUGAAAUUGUAUUCAAGAUACCCUUCACUGGAAGUCUAGAUUUCGACAAUGAGCAUACUACACAGUAUAUUCAGAUUUAAUUUUGGUAUCUUUAAUUUCUGUACUGUAGGUUGUAAAAAAUACUUAAGAUAGAUUUAAAAAUUUACGUUUUUAGGUUUCAUUCAAUUUAUAGACAUUUUUAUACCGUGGAGUUAAAUUAAAAUUUUUCCCUCCAGUGGUAUUUUUGGGGAAUACUGUAAUAUGAUUUGAAAAUAUUAAUGCCUAUAAUCGUUUUGUGUAAUAUUUUGAUACCAUAUUACAAUGUAAAACAUUUAUCACAUUUAUCAUUUAACAUUUUCUAAUAUAUACAGAGAUAUUGGUAUCGUUUAUAAGGUUAUAAAAAAACUUUUCAAGAGAGGAAAAAUGAUCAUUUUUGAGUAUUGUUCAGUUUAGGGCAGGGGUUUAGCCAGAAAAACGAAAUAGGCUGUCCAAAGUGGAAGCCAGUGCCUAUCGUGCCUAUCGACUCAGUUCCACACCCAUCUUUGGGAAUCCCCACUGAACAUUGGUACGAAAACAGCGUACAUUCAAUCAAUAAAUGUUUUUUUUUGUUUAGUUUAAUGUAAUAUUCAAUAGAUUUUAAGAAUAUAAAGGAUUUGCUAAAGGUAGACAAGGCCCAAUUAGGCUAGGCCAAGCUGAUUAGGCCAAGCUGUCACGGUAAAGGUGGCCGUCCUAAAUAAUUGUAGGCCAUCCAAAAGAUGGCCGGACGGCUCGCUGGAUAAGCUAAUAGUUUAUUGUCAGUGUCUCUAAAUAUUAAAUAUUUGAUAAUUGAAACAUAGAUAUUUCUUGGUUCUGCUGUAAUUAUUACAGUAGGACUCAACAUAUUUUAUUUAAUUUAUUUAUUUUUUUUCAUUUUAAGCUUAAAAAUACCAUUUUGAUAUAAUACACUAUAUACUUUAGCUCAUCAUAUGAGGCAUGCCAUGGCGAAAGGGUUAAGUUGUCGCAAAGGCCAGUAUUGAGUAAAUGAGCUAUAAAAUAUAGGAACUCAAAAAAUUGCCAAAAAAUCAGAAGUUUAAUAUCUUAUUAAUCAUAUUCUAAAGUAGUAGUUCUUGAAAUGGUCAACAAUUUAUUUAUUUAAUGUUAUUUUGAUCGUUAAUCAAUGUAUGCACAUAUAACUUUGGUAAGGACGGCGCUAGCGCGGGGGAUGGUUGUCCAGGACCCCCGGUAGGGACUUGUGUACCCCACAAGUUCAAUUUAGGUAUGCUUUAUACUAAGCUGUUAAGUUUUAGGAAUUAAAAACUGUAUAGUGUGAGCAGCGCUACUGUAUGUGUGAGGCUUUGUAUACUAUCGCGAUCGUAUGGGUUGCGGUGGAAGCACCAGAUCUUCCCCGACAGGUGUUUAUUACCCCGACAGGGGGCGUCUGGUAUUCUAUCUAAUUAUUCUUUUUAAAUAAAGAAUACCUUUGUCAACACAAUUUUUUCCUACAAAGAGGGGGUUGGGGUAUGCUAGGCUUCUUCGACGUGGUGGGGGGUGUGGACCCCUUGUCGGGAAUUCCUGGCAACGCCCCUGGGAUGGCAAUUACUCAAAAUCAUGUUUGUUGUGACUCUAAUAGUGCUGUACUUUACAAUAACUUAGGUUUGAAAUGUCGAAUUUCAAUGAAUGACCCCUCAUUUUAAAGAUUACAUACGCAGGUAUUUGAAAAUACUAAUAACUUGAAUUAAAAUUGUUGCAACAAAAGCCAUUUUGCCACAACAUGCCUCAUAUUAGCUGUUUAAAACCUGUUGCUUCUUUCCUACAAAAUAAUGGGUAAUCAGGUACGGCGGAAGCUAUUUUUAUUGGUGCAGCCAAAUAUACAUUAAUCAUCAUCGCA
Anneissia japonica is the source of this 4057-nucleotide messenger RNA. RefSeq names its product E3 ubiquitin-protein ligase TRIM56-like. Gene Ontology annotation, molecular function: ubiquitin-protein transferase activity; zinc ion binding; cysteine-type deubiquitinase activity. Lineage: Eukaryota; Metazoa; Echinodermata; Crinoidea; Comatulida; Comatulidae. Gene Ontology annotation, biological process: positive regulation of DNA-templated transcription. The record is from RefSeq and is a predicted model, not a curated record. The transcript has 6 exons. The coding region runs from base 32 to 1885 and encodes 617 amino acids. Gene Ontology annotation, cellular component: chromatin; nucleoplasm.